GGGGCGGGGAGAAGGGAGGAGCCGCUGGCGGAGAUCCGGCAGGGUUUCCUGGAGGGGGAGCUUUAGCGCCCGCUCUCGGGUAGUUGUGCUGCUCCCAGGUUUGUGAAACUUUGCAAAGUUCCCAGGCCGCCCGCGGGCAGGAGCGCCCCCAGCGCGGGCAUGGUGGGGCUGGCCGGCCGCGGCAAGUGGUGGGGCAGGCGGGGCCGGGCCCCCCGGGGAGCAGGGGCGUUGCUGGCCCUGGGGCUGCUGGCGGCACUGGGUUUCCUGCUGUGGCGGCGCGUCCCCCCGGAGAGCGAUGCUGCGCGUCCUGCCCGCGGGGCCCCCCAGCCGCCACUGUCCGGGGACCCCGAGCGCCUGCGGAGACCCGUGUACGAGAAGCCGCCCCUGGAGCCUGGAGCGCUGGGCGAGCUGGGCCAGGCUGUGCGGCUGGAGCUGAGCCCGGCCGAGAAGAACCGCCAGGAGGAGAGUAUCCGGCAUCACCAGAUUAACAUCUACCUGAGCGACCGCAUCUCCCUACACCGCCGCCUGCCCGAGCGCUGGAACCCGCUGAAAAAAAGCUGCAUGAUCAUGAGUGACUUCAAUUGGAGUGACAUAUGCUGGACCUCUCCUGCUGCCGGUACUAAAACAUCCUUGGAAUUUCUAAAUAUUAUAGAUGACAAUUUCCUAACUCAAAAGAACCAUUUAAAGAAACCUUUGGAAAACUACGUGGCUGGGUUACGCAAGGUACGUCUUAUUCGUGCAAAUAAAAGAGAAGGACUGGUUCGAGCUCGACUUCUGGGAGCUUCUCUUGCGAAAGGGGAUGUUUUGACAUUUCUUGAUUGCCACUGUGAGUGUCAUGAAGGGUGGCUUGAACCACUACUGGAAAGAAUUGGGGAAGAUGAGUCAGCAGUUGUGUGUCCUGUGAUCGAUGUGAUUGAAUGGAAUACGUUCGAGUACUUGGGAAAUGCUGGGGAGCCACAGAUUGGAGGGUUUGACUGGAGACUGGUCUUCACUUGGCAUGUUAUCCCAGAGAGGGAACAAAAACAAAGACGGUCCAAAACUGAUGUAAUCAGGUCUCCAACUAUGGCUGGUGGAUUGUUUGCUGUCAGCAAGAAAUAUUUUGACUAUCUUGGCUCCUAUGACACAGGAAUGGAAGUAUGGGGAGGAGAAAACCUUGAAUUCUCAUUUAGGAUCUGGCAGUGCGGAGGAAGUCUUGAGAUCCACCCAUGUUCUCAUGUAGGUCAUGUUUUCCCCAAACAAGCUCCCUACUCACGCGCCAAGGCCCUGGCUAACAGUGUACGUGCAGCAGAAGUUUGGAUGGAUGAAUACAAAGAGCUUUAUUACCACCGAAAUCCACAUGCACGUAUGGAGCCCUAUGGAGAUGUGACAGAAAGGAGGCUGCUUCGAGAGAAGCUCAGAUGUAAAGACUUCAAAUGGUUCUUGGAGAAUAUUUACCCUGAACUUCAUGUACCUGAAGACAGAGCUGGCUUCUUUGGAAUGCUGAAAAAUAGAGGAAUGGCAAAUUAUUGCUUUGAUUAUAAUCCUCCAAAUGAGCAUGAAGUAACAGGGCACAGAAUCAUAUUAUAUCCAUGCCACGGCAUGGGACAAAAUCAGUUUUUCGAAUAUACAUCUCAUAAUGAAAUACGUUACAACACCCGGCAGCCUGAAGCCUGUGCAGCAGUUGAUUCCGGGACUGACUAUUUGACAAUGUACUUGUGUCAAGACAAUGUUCAAAAUAUUCCUGAAAAUCAGAAAUUUGUUUUCAGAGAGGAUGGUACUUUGUUCCAUGUACAAACCCAGAAGUGCCUACAAGCCGAAUCUAACUCUUACAAUGGCAAUCCAGCACCAUUAUUGCGACCAUGUAGCAAUUCAGAAUACCAAAAAUGGUUCUUCAAAGAAAGAAGUUGAUCCAGAUGUCAUCAACUGUAUGGCAGAAUAUGAAAAUAUUAACUUUCUAGUCAGCAGCUAGGAAAUCUGUGGACAAAUUACAUAGCUGAUCUAUUUUUGUAUGAAAAGAGUUGUAACUUGUUUACAAGUUGUAAACCUUGUUUUCUGGAGCACUAAAAGACAUUAAGUGUUGAACUCUAUUGAACGAGCACUGUGAAUAUACUGUGCUGCAGAAAUCUCCUCUUCCACUGUUCUCUUUACUUGGCAGCUAUACUGUUUCUAAAAUGUUUUAUGUUUUUCAUACAUGACUAUAUUUUUUUAACCUACUGUGUGCAAGUAAGGAAGUGAAAGUAAUUGCACUAAAGCUAUCUGCCAGUAACUUUAAAAUCUUUAUUUUUCUAAAACAUUCUACAGUGGUAGCUUUUUAACAGAUAUUAGCUAAGGAUUCUUAUUUUAAAUUCCAAAAAUGUAAGUUUAGGUCAAAUUCUGCCCUGAGAUGUGAAAGUCAAGCAGAGCUCUCAUUGAAAUCAAUGUGGAGUCGCACAUCUACAUCUCAGGCCAGACUAGGUCCUAAUAAUUUUGCACAAAUAACACUCCAGAUUGCACAUAUUUUACUGAAUGUUAUAACAUUUUAAAUGUUCAUGGUACUUGACAGAUUCCUAAUAAAGCUGCUUAAGGUUAUCUUUGGAGUAAAAUUAGUGAUUAUUUACUGAUCUUUCGUUAGUGUAAGAAAUAAAGCACCAAUAUUAAAAAUAAAUUUGUGGGGGAAAAUUAAAUUCAUAUGGGGCCCAAUCUUAGAAGUGUGUAGUAUGUACUUCAAAUGGAAGUUCUGCAUGCACAAAUCGUUCAAGAUCUGACUCAUAGACACUAAAGCUUUAAUUCAAAGUUCAGUUUUUAAGCAAAUACAUUUAAAAAUGGAUAACUUCAGUUUCAUUGCUACUGUUAAUGCACUCCUUUUCUACAAAAAUCAUUGAAACAAAAAUUGUUUUGUAAUAAAUUUAAGUGAUAAGAUUGUAAUUGAUGCUAAUCUAAACAUUUGUCUUCAUGAUUGUAAUUGUUUUCUAAGAAUUUUGAUUAUGAAUAACAAGCUGUUCAAUUCAUCAUGUACAUUCCUACUGAAGUCUGGAUAUUUAAUUAGCAUCUAUACAAGAUGAUGUUUGCUUAGAGCAUAGGAAUUGCCAUACUAAAUCAGACAAGUUAUCAUAGUCCAGUAGUUUGUCUUUGACAGUGGUCAGCAACAGAUGCUUCAGCCCAUAGAGCAAGUUUCUUCCUUAUCGCUGUCAAAGGUCCACUUAUGUGCUAAAGCAUGAGUGUUUAUAUCUCUUCCAGAAUACUUAUUCUUUUAUCCUUACUUUUGUAAUUGUGGACGUUCUUGUUAUCCAUAUAAACAUCCAUACCUUUUCUGAAUCCUGGUGAACUCAUGUCAUAUUUGCAUACUUAUUUCAUGAUUGUUGGGGACUGUGUGCCUUUAGAGAAUAUGUAUGUAGGUUCUCCCAAGAUUGUUGCAAAACUAAUGUUUUUAUAAGCACCUUUACAAUUCUGUCUCUGUGGAUUUGGUUGAUGAAACUGAUAUUGGAUCUAAUAAAAUAAUUUGUGAAUUAAUAGGUUC
Molecule: messenger RNA, 3475 nt
Organism: Chrysemys picta bellii (western painted turtle)
Lineage: Eukaryota; Metazoa; Chordata; Testudines; Emydidae
Source: RefSeq, a predicted model, not a curated record